AAUAGGUAAAUAAGGAAAGUGCUGCAUCUGGGGGCAACUGUACGUUGCUCUCGGAUCUUAACGACUUUAUAACUAUCGACUUUAUACGUUACCUAAAUACCGACACCGGCAUUUAUUGUAAUAUUAGCGUUCCUGGAAAAGUUAGCUAGCCCGACUGUUUGAAUGGAAAUGUCUACAAUCCAGGGUCUAAGAAAGUUUAUCGAGGAGAGACUGGGUGCUGCUGCUGAGGAAAUAUUCGGAGUUUUUCAGAAGACUAUUGUGAAGUAUGAGGAUGAGAUCGGGCGUCAGCGCAGACUGCUGGAUAAUGUUUUGAAACCCGAAAUAAAGCUAUACAAGAUAGAUCUCCGACAGCAAAAUAUCGCUAAGGAGGAGGAGGUUGCUGACCAGCAGCUCUGUUACCAGGAGAGGAACAUCAGUCUGGACCAAGAGGACCCAGAGCCUCCACAGAUUAAAGAGGAACAAGAGGAACUCUGCCCUAGUCAGGAAGGAGAGCAGCUGGUACUGAAGCAGGAGGAUGAUACCUUUUUGUUAGCUCCUAUUUCUGGGGAAAGUGACUACAGUGAACCAGAACCAAGUGACCUCCAGCACCUGUCUCACAACUCUCAUGUAGCUGAAAGCCAAGCUCAUGACAAAGGCAAGCAUGGAGACUCAGUAUCAGCUAGGAAUGCAGAGACUAAGUCAAAGAAGAGACAUCACAAAGGCAAUAUUCACAGUAACCAUGUACAUAACUCUACCAUGUCAAAGAUGAACCCAAAUACCUGCACAGGUACAAAGUGUGACACUUGUGGGAAAACAUUUAAGUGUAAGUCCCAAUUGAUUAUACAUCUGAGAGUCCACACAGGUGAGAAACCAUAUUCUUGUGAAACAUGUGGGAAAUAUUUCAGAUAUAGUAGUGGUUUGUUUGUCCACAUGAGAACCCACACAGGUGAGAAACCAUAUUCUUGCAAAACAUGUGGGAAUAGUUUCAGAUCUAGGAAUGGCUUGAUGGUCCACAUCAGAACUCAUACAGGUGAGAAGCCGUAUUCUUGCAAAACAUGUGGGAAAGGUUUCAUAUCUAGUAGUGGCCUUUUGGUCCACAUGAGAACGCACACAGGUGAGAAGCCGUAUCCCUGCACCACCUGUGGGAAAAGAUUCAGUGACCUAUCAAUCCUGAAAAGGCAUACGAGCAUCCACACAGGUGAGAAACCGUAUUCUUGUAAAACGUGUGGCAAAGAUUUCCGACUUGGCAGUGACUACAGAGUUCACAUGAGAAUGCAUGCAGGCGAUAAGCCGUACCUUUGCAACAUCUGUGGGAAAAGAUUUUGCCACUUGUCAAACUUUAAAAAGCACACAAGAAUCCAUACUGGUGAAAAGCCAUAUACUUGCACAACAUGUGGGAAAGCUUUCAGACUUAGUAGUGAAUUGACAGCCCACACUGGAAGAGCCCACACUGGCGAGAAGCCAUAUCACUGCAACACUUGUGGAAAAGGAUACUUUGGUGUGUCUCAGUUGGCAAGGCAUGUAAGAUCACACACAGGCAAGUAGCCUUGUAUUUGAAGAAUGAAGAGCCACAUAUUUGCAGUUUUUGUGGGAAAUGUUUUUCACAAAUCACACACUUCAAAAACCUGAGGAUUACACAGGAGAAACUACUGAGCUUUUGCAGUAACUGCAUCUUAGUAACUGAAUGAAGAAAGUUUCAUAUUGCUAAGAGAUUACAAUACAUUGUCAACA
Lates calcarifer (barramundi perch) is the source of this 1710-nucleotide messenger RNA. RefSeq names its product zinc finger protein OZF. Gene Ontology annotation, molecular function: DNA-binding transcription factor activity, RNA polymerase II-specific; RNA polymerase II cis-regulatory region sequence-specific DNA binding. The transcript is spliced from 2 exons. The record is from RefSeq and is a predicted model, not a curated record. Bases 163 to 1524 code for a protein of 453 amino acids. Lineage: Eukaryota; Metazoa; Chordata; Actinopteri; Centropomidae. Gene Ontology annotation, biological process: regulation of DNA-templated transcription.